CAGCAUAGGUAACUGGCUUUCAUUGUGCCUCGAAUAUUGGCUGUGUACUGGAAUAUGGGUAGUACCUCGAGUUGGGCGGCUGACAACGGCGAUUUGAGUAAUACAUAUGAGGCAAAAAAGUCUAUUGAUGUAACUAUAACGUGUUAAGCGUUCUACUGUCUAACCGACGACAGGGCACAGUUCCACGACCUUUGCCCCUGAAUAUCUGUGUUGCAGCCCAUCAAAUCGUUGUAGUUGAGAGACGUGCGCUGGUGAAUAAAGAAGAGAAAUGCAACAUGGCCUCCGCACGGAAGAAGCAAGAUGAGAAGCAUUUAAAAAUAUUACGGGAAUUAGUGUCGUUACCAGCAAACAAAGAGUGUUUUGAUUGUCAUCAGAGAGGGCCGACUUACGUGAACAUGACAAUUGGAUCAUUUGUUUGCACAUCAUGCUCGGGGAUGCUCCGCGGACUGACACCACCUCACAGGGUAAAAUCAAUGUCCAUGGCCAGUUUUACGCCUGAGGAAAUUGAUAUGGUGAAAUCGAGAGGAAAUGAGUACUGUCGGCGAGUAUGGUUGGGUUUAUUUGAUCCAAACCACUCGCAAGAUACCAAAGAUGAGCAGCAGGUCAAAGAGUUUAUGAUAGCUAAGUAUGAAAAGAAGAGAUAUUAUUUGGAGCCAUCAGUAUCAUCAAAAAAUGGUCCCAUCACUUUUUCACCACCAGGAACACAAAAUCACUCACGAACAUCAACUCCAACCCCAAUGACUUCCAUACCUGAAACUAAGCCACUUACUAAUGUCAUUUCUUCCCAAGCCAAACCAGCGUCUCUUAAUAUAAAUACAUCAAAUGUAACCUCGUCAGACAACAUGUUCACUCCUGACAAAACAUCUGGAUUUCUGGCUGACUUUGGACCCUCAGAUCCGUUCAGUUCUUCUUCGCAGUUUACACCAACCAGUACUACCACCAUACCUUCAUUUGCAAAUUUUGAAAACAAUCCAGUUUUCACUUCUCCUAGUAUGCCUACUGCAGCAGCUUUGUCAACAAUGAGUAAUAAUGUUUUCGGAAGUCCUGCGCGCAAAUCGGCAAGUUCUGUGGGUGUUGCUGGAACAAUGCAGUCCCAGCCACCGUCGGAGGAUCGAUAUGCUGCCCUUAAAGACCUAGACAGUCUGAUGAAAUCACAAGCUUCGGAUGCACAGGGGGGUGACUGGGCCACAGGUGCAUGGUCAUCUCCAAAUACGUCAACUGUCCCAGUCUCAGUAUUUGGUUCACCAUCUCAAAAUUCUCAGUUUCUCACAUCAGCCAGUGGAGUUUCUUCAUUGCCUGAACCAGCAGCGAUGCAAAACCCAUUUUCAGUUGCUGGCAUGAACCAGAAUCCUUGGGUGCCAGCAUCAAGGGAAAAUGGUUUAUCCAGCCAGCCUGCCACUUUUCAAGCAAAUCCAUUUGGAAAUGGAAGACAACCACAACAUGGAUUUGGCAUUGUGACUGAUACUUUAAAUUGGAGUGCAGGGGCAAACAGCAUGCCAAAUGGACAGGUUCCAAAUGGUGGUAUUGCUAGCUUCCAUUCUCAAGUACCUGUAGCUGCUGUGGCUUUUCCCACUAGUCAGUCUAUGAAUUUUCCAGCGAAGGCCUGGCAGCCUAUUCCACCAAGUGGAAACCCAUUUGUGCUUGGAACUAGUCCAACGCCUGCUGGCCAUUCCAGCAAUCCUUUUCUAUGAAGAACUGAAUUUAUUGUAUAACAAUUUUCUAACUAUAUUUGUAAAAGGCAACAUAUGUGAAUUUAUUUACAAAUAUGCAUCACUUUCAGUUUACCAGAAAAUAAUUAUUUGUUUGUGUGUGCAGUGAGCUGUGCUUACAGUGUAAUGAAAUACUAAUUGUUAGAUAUGCGAGGGACUUGGCUCUUAGAGAGCGCUUUUAGUUUUUUUAAUUGUAGUCUUGACUUACAGACCAAGAUCUGACGCAAGUAUAACUGCUAAAGUUGACAACAGAUUUAUAUGAAAAUACAAAAUGACGUUACAUGUAAUAUAGCUGCAAAUGUUAGUAUUUGCAUUAAUUUUCAGACCAGAUAUUUUUAAAUAUUAAUGUGUGUUUUGUACAAACACUUUACUUGUAAUUUAUAGAGUUUAUAAAUUAACUAUUUAUUUUAUGUAUGUUGUUGCACUGUGUUAGUAAAAUAUGUAAACCAAAUGUUGGAGGAAUUGUUAUUUACUCAGUCCGUAUUCAAGGAUGGAUAGUGUAAGGCGCGUGCGCGUGCGCACACACACACACACACACACACACACACACACACACACACACACACACACACACACACACAAAACUGGAUCUCUCACAUUCAGAUGUUGUGUUGGUGAGAGUUUUAUUUUAUAUUCUAGUGUAAAUCUGAAAUAUGCACUAAAAGAAUUUGUGACAUGGAUUUGUUCAGCACAGUAUGCUAUGUUUAUGGUAUUUCUCACACUGUUUCCAUUAGAUACACCUUUCUGCAAGACAGUUGUGAUGAAUAUUUGACACAUUUUUGCUGCAUGUAGCUUGAAGUUAGAAGAAAGUCUUUAGUUUGAAGUGGAUAUUCUCAUUCCAUGAACUUAAUUUCUUAUCACUGUUUUAUCUCAUAUUCUAACAUCAAUAUCUCUCUCUCUCUCUCUCUCUCUCUCUCUGUCUGUCUGUCUGUCUGUCUGUGUGUCUGUGUCUCUGUGUGAGUGUGUGUGUGUGUGUGUGUGUGUGUGUGAGAGAGAGAGAGAGAGAGAGAGAGAGAGAGAGAGAGAGAGAGAGAGAGAGAUCAUGACCAAACUUUCACAAUUGCUGCACAAAUUGUUUAUUACAAAUUUACUGGAAUAUAAUACUGUUAGUAUUGAGCACAUCUUGCACGUAUUUACGUGCUUAUUGGAAUUUUUUUCGUCUUUGUGCACAAUUUAUUUGUUGUUGGUAGUUGCUGGGGUCAAUGACUUAAAGCACAUAGGUAUAAAUACUUGUGUAAUAUUUAACUGCCAUCCAAAAUGUGAUUCAGGGGUACUGCAAAGGCCAUAUACAUUCAAAAAAUCAGUGUAGUUGCUUAUGUGACACUUAAUUGCUUGAUGUCUAAUAUGGUACUGGAGUAUUGUGUAAGUGCUUUUAACUGCUAUCUGCUCAGAAAGAAAUUUCGUUAACUGUAUGUGCUUGGAAAUUAUAAUUGAUUUUGUUUUUAGAAACAUUUCUUUUGAAAUAGCAAUAGAAGUUUAACAACUGUUCUGGGAUAGUGAGCUAAAAAAACAAAAACAAAAAAACAAAUAAAUAAAUAUCAGUUAAUUGCUUGGAGUAGUAGUGAAGUUUCACAUCUAAUUUAGAACCUCUUUAUGUAAUUUUUAUGUUUGCAAUGAUGAUGGAUAGAAGCUAUACAUUGUAUGUAUGCCUAUCUCUUUUGGCACUAUGAAUCAGUCUUGAGCACUGUGGGUUUCAGAUUUUGGUAAAUAUGCAAUCCCUCAUGUAAGACCCGUUUGGAAUAAAUAUCCAGAAUCAAAAGUGUUUCUGAACAAGGCAUUAAGGCACUAGUAAGCAUGUCUCAUUCUACCGUUUCCCACAACCACCUCCCCAAGGAGUCACGUACAUGGUUUGGUUCUUGACUCUUCUACAGUUACCACUGUAUUUAAUAACUUUGUUACAUUGUUUACAUUCAUGUUCAUGAUAACAAUAAGAGAUGAUAUUAAAGUUUUCCAUUUAUUUCUUCAAAAAUUUAUUGAAGCCCGUGAUAGACUCUGCAUCCUGUUGUCUGAAUGACCAUUUACUACCAUUAGAGUGAUAAAUUGCUUAACAGAAGUCUGAUAGGUCAUGUUGGUUACUAGUUCUUAACCAAAAUUGUAUUAUGUGCAACUUCAUUGUAUAAAUUUUUGUUAAUUUUAUCUUAUCUUUUUGCUGUGUGAUAUGAAAUAUUCAGUAACUUGCAAGACAUAAAUACUGAAUUCUUUGUCAUUGAAUGGUUUUUAUUCCUAGGGCCUUGGAUAGAAAAAAGUAAAAGAUACAUUCUGUGAUAUUUUAUAUUCGACAGUGUUUAUUGUAUUUUAAAGUUGGGUCUGUUUUACUUGGCAUAACAUCCCAUUUUACAUCAGUUGACACAUGCAGUUGAUAUGAUCUUCAUUUCUUUUCUUUACCUGUUUCAUUAUUAAGACUCCCUGUGAAAUUGUUGCUAAUGCUAGGGAUCGAUAAACAUAUUCGGUUAUUUAGAUUGUAAGGGAACAGAAUUAUUCAGUAUUGAUUGUUAAGUUUGAUAUGUAUCAAGGCCAAUUCUUUUUGCAUGCCAGUGAGGCAUAUUACUCACUGUUGACUGAAAAUCAGUUUAAAUCUGACUGAUAAUACUGUAACAUUUUGCCUUGUUUGUAAAACAGCUUGUGAGUACAGACAUGACUUUGUUUUAAAGGUCUGCUGCUGUUUCAUACAUUUAUACGAGAUAAACUGUACUUUGAAAUCUGACUCUUACUGUAUGAUGUAAUAACAAAUAUUGUAUGCAGUUAUGUUGUAUGUUUGUCAGUAGUUUUGCCACAAGACUUAAAGCUUUAGGCUAGAUCUAAAAAACAUGAACAUAAGAUUUUGUGUUGUGGUUUCUUUUUGAUAAUAGGUACUGACAAUGUUUCUAUAUGGAGACAGCAGUAGGCUUUUUAUUACUUGUUAAAAAAGAUAUGACAUAGCACAUUAAAAAAGUAAGGUUUUUCAAGUGUAUAUUUCUGUGAUAUUAUUUUUAUCUGGAACGACAAAUUAUUUUUGAAUAAAAAAUGAUGAAAUUUU
Molecule: messenger RNA, 4725 nt
Organism: Schistocerca nitens (vagrant locust)
Lineage: Eukaryota; Metazoa; Arthropoda; Insecta; Orthoptera; Acrididae
Gene: drongo
Product: arf-GAP domain and FG repeat-containing protein 1
Exons: 10
Coding region: 276-1691 (471 amino acids)
Molecular function (GO): GTPase activator activity
Source: RefSeq, a predicted model, not a curated record